This is a messenger RNA of Rotaria sordida, 1237 nucleotides long. NCBI's taxonomy places the organism in Eukaryota, Metazoa, Rotifera, Eurotatoria, Philodinida, Philodinidae. The record is from the annotation of a GenBank genome assembly.
UAACCUGCCCUGCCCUGCCCUGCCCUGUCAGGGCAGGGCAGGGCAGGGCCAGGUUAAGGAAAUUUUCACAGGGCAGGUUGCAGGGUACGGAUGUCGUAACCUAUCAACCUGUAACUAAUUUUGUGAGCUAGAUAUUGUCGACAUCUUUUCAGAAGUUAUACAUUAAGAAACAAGAUAGAAUUCAAAGUGAAAGUGAACUGAGAAAUCAAUUUAGAUUGGUCGUUAAGACAUUCAAUAGAAACAGAUUUAUCGAUAACUUAUCCAUUAUAUAUUCUAUAGCUAUUCAAGUGUAUAUGUAGUUUUUUUUAUUUUGAGUUUUAUAUUCUUUUUUUUCUUCAUUAUUACAAUUAAAUAAUUUCUAAAAUAUCAUCAUCAAUAUCAGUUAAAUUUUCCUCUUACUGGAAUAUCAACUAUGUCUAAUUCAAAACAAGAUAUAGAACGAAAAAAGAAGCAGGUGAUAGAAAAACUUAAAACUGGUGAAUUUAUUGCUAUAUUAGAACCACCAUCAUCAUCUCAUGGUUCAUUUUGGCAACAUUUAUUACGUAUCAAAUGUUUAAACAAUGAAUAUCAACCAUUUAAUUGUUUGAACAAAUCAAGUGUGCUAAAAAGUAACAAAACCAUUGAUAGUUAUGUAUCAAAAAAUACUGAAGUUAAUGUAACAGUUGAUGAUAAACGAUCAAUAACAGUUGCUUGUGCUAAAUUUUGUUCAUUUGAUAUGCGGCCCUUCAGCAUUGUAAAGGGUCAAGGUUUUACAAAUUUAUAUCAAAAUUUAAUUAAUAUUGGUUAUCAGUAUGGUACCACUAAAAGUGGUCCACCUUCAGCAAGCUCAGUAUUACCUGAUCCAACAAAUGUUUCUCGUACUGUUUCUCAAAUUUCUGAAGAAUAUAGAGAACAGUUAAAGAAUAUCUUAAAGGUUGAUUUACAAGGUGUAAAAUUGAUCGGUAUAUCAACAGAUUAUUGGAAGAAUAGUGGUACAAGUGAAAAUUAUUUAACAGUAAAUAUACAUUAUUCCAAAAAUGAAAAAAAUUUUACUUAUAUGUUACGAACUUCAUUAUUUGAUCAAUCUAAAACAGGUGAUAAUACUAGAAAAAAAAUUUUUUCAAUCUUAUCAAGUUAUGGCAUUGAUCCAAAUGAAUAUCAUAUUGUGUAUAUAACUGAUAAUGGUUCUAAUCUUAUUUGUGCUUUCCGUAAGUGUCUUAUGUGUAAAACUCUGUAUCGCAUAAUUUUUUUUAUUUAG